AUGGGUAGUUCGACAUCUUCGUUCUCGAAUUUUGAUGCAACAAUUCAAGUCAAAGAUGGAACAACAUUUCGAAUAUCAUAUGCUGAUUUGAUUGAUCAUGUUUUGUUACUUCGAAAAGUUAUUUCACAUCCAGAAAUGACACAACAAGGAUCUGAAUUAGAUUAUUUUAUUAAAGAUUAUUGUAAACGAAUGGCACAACAGGAAAUGAUAAGUAAAAAACAACAAUUAAAACUUCCAUGGCAAAUUGAAUGGAUUUGGCACGUACAUCGCCUGCAUCCAGUAGCUUAUUUCAAUGAUUGUACAAAACAACUACAAGGCGGAAAUCUUGUUGAUAAAUUGGCAUACAAUUUAAUAAAAAAUCGUCACAAAAAACAUCAUUCAAAAACAGUUUUUACAUCAAUAAAAAAUGAUUUGUCGUUUGUACCAUCCAUUGAUUUAAUACAAGCUGUUAUUCGUCAACGUGAUUUUCUAGAAAAAUUUCAAAAACAUGAUCUAUAUGUACGAAAAUUUAAACAACAAGAUCGUUCAUAUUUCGAACAGUUAGUACAAAAUUAUGUUUCGUUUCUAAAAUUAGCACGAAAAAACGAAAUGAUUGUACCAACGUUUGAGAUUGAUAUAAUGUGGCAUUCACAUAUGAGACGUCCAGCACAUUAUCAUACAGUUUCAAAAGCUUUAUGUGGAUUUAUUCUCGAUCAUGAUGACGCCAUCGAAGAAAAUAUCCUAUCAAAUAAUUAUGAGAAAACAGCUGAACGAUGGAAACAGACAUAUAAUACAGAUUAUGGUCGUAAUAUUGAUCGAAAAAAUAUCGAAGCAUCACAAUAUGUCAGUUCAUGUGCAAUGGUUUUUGUGCCGAUUUUUCUUGCGGGUAGUAUUGUACAUUCAUCAUGUGCAGCAGUUGGAGGUGGAUGCGAUUCUAUUUGUGGUGGUGGUGGUGGUGGCGGAGGCGGUUGUAGUGGUGGAGGAGGAGGCGGCUGUGGUGGUGGUGGUGAUGGAGGAGGAGUUGGAGGUGGCUGUGGAGGUGGAGGCGGCUGUGGAGGCGGAGGCGGCUGUGGUGGUGGAGGCGGCUGCGGUGGUGGAGGUUGCUGA
Adineta steineri is the source of this 1086-nucleotide messenger RNA. NCBI's taxonomy places the organism in Eukaryota, Metazoa, Rotifera, Eurotatoria, Adinetida, Adinetidae. The record is from the annotation of a GenBank genome assembly.